Physeter macrocephalus (sperm whale) is the source of this 1717-nucleotide messenger RNA. RefSeq names its product cullin-1-like. The record is from RefSeq and is a predicted model, not a curated record. NCBI's taxonomy places the organism in Eukaryota, Metazoa, Chordata, Mammalia, Artiodactyla, Physeteridae. Gene Ontology annotation, molecular function: ubiquitin protein ligase binding; protein-macromolecule adaptor activity. Gene Ontology annotation, biological process: SCF-dependent proteasomal ubiquitin-dependent protein catabolic process; protein ubiquitination. Gene Ontology annotation, cellular component: SCF ubiquitin ligase complex. Bases 1 to 1671 code for a protein of 556 amino acids. The transcript has 4 exons.
AUGACAUCCAAAUUACUGAGGGAGAGUUCUGCUUCUGCAACACAGAGGGCAUCAGGGAAGUUCAAGGUAGUAAAGACAAACGGAAUAGAAAAUUCUGAAGAAGAUCAAGCAGAUGCUUUCUUCCUUGUGGGCUACACUGCUGCUGCCUUUGCCAGUGCCCUUGCCAAGUUUCCUCAACUGGCUGGAGGUCAAGGUGAAGUCCUAGACCUUCACACCUCUCAUGUCCCACAGACCAAUCCCCGUCCACUUGCAAACCUCAAUGAAAAAAAUGGGGUGUGGGAUCUGUCUUCCUUAUUGACCACCAAGGAGCUGAACAAUAACAUCCAGGCAGUAUCUAGAAUCCAGGAUGGCCUGGGAGAAUUGAAAAAACUCCUGGAGACUCACAUUCAUAAUCAGUGUAUUGCGGCAAUUGAAAAGUGUGGAGAAGCUGCUUUAAAUGACCCCCAAAUGUAUAUACAGACAGUGUUGGAUGUUCAUAAAAAAUACAACGCCCUGGUGAUGUUGGCAUUCAACGACAAUGCUGGCUUCGUGGCUGCGCUGGAAAAGGCUUGCAGUCGCUUCAUAAACAACAAUGCAGUUACCAAAAUGGCUCAGUCGUCCAGUAAAUCUUCCGAGUUGCUGGCUGGAUACUGUGACUCCUUGUUGAAGAAGGGGUCCAAGAACCCAGAAGAAGCAGAACUAGAAGACAUGUUCAACCAAGUGAUAGCGGUCUUCAAGUAUAUAGAGGACGAGGACGUGUUUCAGAAGUUCUACGCAAAGAUGCUGGCAAAAAGGCUUGUUCAUCAGAACAGGGUGAGUGAUGAUGACGAAGCAAGCACGAUCUCUAAGCUAAAGCAAGCUUGCGGUUUUGAGUUUACCUCUAAACUUCAGCAGAUGUUUCAAGACAUGGGUGCAAGCAAAUAUUUGAAUGAGCAGUUCAAAAAGCUCCUGACAAAUUCAGAGCCGCUGGGCUUGGAUUUCAGUAUUCAAGUUCUGAGCUCCGGAUCAUGGCCUUUUCAGCAGGCCAGUACGUUCGCCUUGCCGUCGGAGCUGGAACGGAGUUAUCAGCGCUUCACAGCGUUUUACGCCAGUAUCUGUCACAGUAGCAGAAAAUUGACGUGGUUAUAUCAACUGUCUGAAGGAGAAUUAGCAACAAACUGCUUCAAAAACAGAUACACCUUGCAGGCAUCUACAUUCCAGAUGGCCAUCCUGCUCCAGUACAACACAGAAGACGCGUACACCGUGCAGCAGCUGAUGGACAGCACCCAGAUCAAAACGGACGUUUUUGCACAAGUCCUACAGAUUUUAGUGAAGUUGAAGUUACUGGUCUUGGAAGACGAAAAUACACAAGUUGAUGAGAUGGAAUUGAAGCAAGAUACCUUAAUAAAAUUAUAUCUUGGUUAUAAAAACAAGAAAUUAAGGGUUAACAUCAAUGUGCCAAUGAAAAUGGAACAGAAGCAGGAACAAGAAACCACACACAGAAACAUAGAGGAAGAUCGUAAACUACUGAUCCAGGCGGCUCUCGUGAGAAUUAUGAAAAUGAGGAAGGUUCUAAAACACCAGCAGUUACUUGGAGAAGUACUGACUCAGCUCUCCUCAAUAUUCAAGCCUCGGGUCCCAGUAUUUAAGAAAUGCAUUGACAUUCUGAUCGAGAAAGAAUAUUUGGGGCUUCCCUGGUGGCGCAGUGGUUGAGAGUCCGCCUGCCGAUGCAGGGGACGCGGGUUCGUGCCCCGGUCCG